AUGUUUCCUUUUGCUUAUAUUCCUUAAGACUUAUAAAGUACGAAAAUAUCACACAUCUCUAGGUUCUUUCAACUUUUGUCAACCUUUAUAUUAAUUUCCAUGGUUUUAUCCUUAUUUUCAAUAUGGAAACUUCUCAACCAACUAUUUGUCUUAGUUUCCAAGAAUAAACUGCCACUUUUAGUAGCCUGAAAUUCACAGCUAACAAAACAUAAUCAAAAUGAAUGAUAUAUAGGCAAAGUUCCCAGAAACAUUUUAGAGAUCUUUUUAAAUUGAACCAAUUGAAGCACCAACUAGUCUAGAUCAUAAUUAAUCCAUUAUUUCUAAAAUGCCCAUAACUAUUUUGAACAAAAGGAAAAAGAAAAAAUUCAAUAAAAGCAAAUUCUUUAAAAAAGGUAUGCAUAUAAUUUUAACUGAAUAAGGCCAUUGGACUAAUAAAGAGCACAGACUAUAUUUAUAGUUUAUUGAGAGUCAUAUAGAGAUUAUGUCAGAUUCAGAUUAGAAGAAAAUGAAUAAAAUAUUUAAACAGAUGUCUGAUUUCAUAAAAACUAGGUCUGCAAGUCAAUGUAGAUCUCAUCAUUAGAAAUUCAAUCCAAAAGAGUUUGUAGUUUUGACUACUGUGAAGAAUUCAAGUUAAUUUAAGAUUGCUAAUGAAUGA
This is a messenger RNA of Paramecium pentaurelia, 655 nucleotides long. The record is from the annotation of a GenBank genome assembly. Lineage: Eukaryota; Ciliophora; Oligohymenophorea; Peniculida; Parameciidae.